AUGCCAGUGGAGGUUCAUCCGAAUGCAAGUGCCAUCACCUUGCGUGAGGGGCAAACUGCUGGCAAGCCGGACGUGGGCGUGGCCGCCGCUUUGGACAUGAUGUGGGGACUGGACGGAGAGCAACCCGUUGUUGGAUUGAUUGGUGCGACUUACUCAUCAGUCACAAUGCCCAUUGCUACUGUGGCAGCUGUGCAGCAAGUCCCGCAGAUUUCUUUCUCUGCCACCAGCCCUGCUUUGUCGAACAAGGAUGCAUACCCGUUCUUCCUGCGAACCGCACCACCGGACGGCAUCCAAGCACGAGCCUUUUGGAGCUGGAUUGUACACUUCGAUGUUGCAUUGAUGUCUUGCGUGCACACCGUCGAGGGGUAUGGCCAAGGCCUCCAUGAUACUCUCAAAGAUCUUGCACGAAGGAGCGGUCAACAAGAGCGUGUCCAGGGCCAAGCCCUCCGUUACAUGCCAGACGAGUUUGACAAAGAGGAAGCUCGUGAUGCCGCGACUUCAGCCCGGCAGAUCGGCUCCCGCUUCGUCAUGUUGUUCGUGACCUGGGCUGUGGUCGACGACUUCCUGUCCGUUCUUGACGAGGAGGGAAUGCUCAGCCCGGAGUGGCAAAUCGUAGGUUCAGACACUUGUGCUGACUCAAUCAUUUCCCGACGAGGGCCGACAGGCUUCAUGGUGUUCAGGGCAAGUGGCAAAGGAGUCUUGUUUCCGGAAUUCGAGCGGCUAUGGUCUCUGCUGGAAGCAGAGGACGGCAUAGAAGCAGAGUUGAGGCAGCGGUACAAGAUGGACAAUACGCGGGAACCACUGGCAAAUGGCGCGAUCGAGGAGGGCCUUGACAGAGGAGCCCUCGGGCUAAAUGCAUACUUUGGCUUUGCUUUCGAUGCGUUCUAUGCCUUUGCCAUUGCCAUCAACCAGCUCCUUCAUGCGGGGACUGCUCCCAGUGCGAUUCAGGGCCGCUUGCUCCUUGAAGAGCUGCGCCGGAUCCGUUUCACGGGCGUCUCUGGAGAAGUGACCUUCGAUCAGAAUGGCGAUCGGCGCGUGGCGUACGAGCUCCUGAACAUGCACGCCGAUGGUGAAGCUGUCAUUGCCGCCUACUUCAGCCCUUCCAGCUCAGACUUCUCGUUUCAGAGGGACUUGGUGUGGAUGGACGGUUCGCGACGAAGCGAUCCCCCACCGCACUUGUACUCAUGUGACCAAGGCUUUUACAAGGAUGAGCUGUCGGGGCAGUGCCGAUUGUGUCAACAGGGCAAGAUGUGCCUGGGGGGGCCUGUCGCUGAAGCUGUGUCAUGUCCCAGAGGAUCCUUUACAAAUGGCACAGGCAUGAUAAAUUGCAGCCUUUGUGCUGCAGGCACUUUCGCUGGCGACAUCGGUUCUGUAGAAUGUACUCCUUGCUUGCCGGGCUUUGAAGCACCCGUCCCAGGCAUGCAGGCCUGCAACCGGUGUGGCUUGGGCAGCUACAUGCCUCUCGCUGAGGGUACUCAAUGCCUGCCAUGCGGCAAGAAUCAGAUCACUCGGGAGAGUGGUGCCUCCUCAGAGACGGAAUGUCUUUGCCCGAAGGCUUUCUUCAUGUGCGGGGAAGCUGGCUGUCUUCCAUGCCCUGAAGGGCUUCACUGCCCCGAGGGUCUUGCCCCUCCACUGCAGAAGAGCGGUUUCUGGGCCAUGGAGCUUUCCGAUGGCUCUGACUCCUGCCAGUUCUCUGUUCUCCGCUGCCGGGAUCGCUUCGAGUGUCCUCAAGGAGCCAUUGGUGAGUGCGCCUUUGGCCGAGAGAGGCCUGCCUGCAACAAUUGCAAGGAACGCCACUUCCCCGAAGGUGGCACGUGUCAGCCGUGCAACCAGUCGGACAUCAUGCCAGGAAUUCUCAUACUUAUGCUGGUCGUCGUCAUCUUGUACUUGCUGAGCAUCUCCACUCUGGACCCAAGCCUGAGCAUGCUCACGGCGGCCUCGAUCACAAGCCAGCUCAUCAUGGCGAUUCAAGCCCUGACUUCGAUCCAGGAACUGUCAAUCCAAUGGAGAGAGCCUGUCAAAACACUGCUGAACCUGGCCAAAGUAAUGACCUUCGACUUGCACGUCAUCCGCUUUACGUGCCUCUAUGGAAGUGACAGCCCGACCUUGCAUUUUGUCAGCCAGAUGCUGGCAUGCCCCGCGGCGUGCAUCUUGUUGCUACUCAGCUGGCUCCUAUCAAGGAUGCUUGGACGGCCGAAGCCAGUCAAUAGCUUGGUGCACAACUGUGGGGUAUUGAUUUUCGCCUUUUUCUUGUCGAUCACACGAAGUACUCUCAUUCCGUUUCAAUGCAUAUCCAGCCCGAACGGAAGCACUUCCAUGGUAUCGCAUCCAAGCAUAAUGUGCUACGAGUCGACCGAGCACGUGGCCCUCGUUGCCCUUGCUGUGGGAGGCAUCCUGACACAGCCUGCUGCGUUCCUGGGAUGGGCGACAUUUGUCACACUGACUUACCCGUCGCUCGUGGGCAGCGGCAAAGGCCUUCGCUUCGCAAACAGGUACCGUUUCCUGUUUCAGCGCUUCAAGCCCGAGAAGUAUUACUACGGCUUGGUGGUGCUGCAUCGCAGUGCCAUCGUGGCUCUUCUGCCGAUCGUCUUGGCUGGGUUGCCAGAACUUCAGGUGCCACUCAUGGGUGCAGUUCUACUUGUCGUUAACAAUUUCCAGGCUUACACAUGCCCAUGGCGUACUGCAAGUGCAAACCUCGUUGACCUCAUUCUGACGACAUUUCUAGUUUUGGUUCUGCUGGGGGCAGCACCCCUCUUGGUGCUGGACGUGGAGGAGUCUACGGCAGUGUUGGGAUGGCUUCUUUGCAUACCAAUCGUCGGAAUCUUGAUCGUGGCGGUCGUCGGCCUUGCACGCGCGGCCAUCAAGGAUUUCCGGCGCAGGCAGCAACUUUUUUGGGGUUUUCCUUCGUCACCACAAGGGCGGUUCAGCCAGCAUGUGCCGCUUGAUGAAGAUCCUUAUUGCACAGCAAACUUCCGCCCGUGA
Messenger RNA from Symbiodinium sp. CCMP2456, 2982 nucleotides. NCBI's taxonomy places the organism in Eukaryota, Dinophyceae, Suessiales, Symbiodiniaceae. The record is from the annotation of a GenBank genome assembly.